AUGUCCGGCAUUCACCUUCCAGCCCUCGGAAGGUCCACCAGAUUAUCAAGGACGGCAUUCCGACCUAACCAGUCUGUCCUCUACGCCAUGGCUACUCGAUCUUUCGCGUCCACGCCUGCGGGCAUCGAGAGGAUCAAGGUCAAGAACCCGGUCGUCGAGAUUGACGGUGAUGAAAUGACCAGGAUCAUUUGGAAGAAGAUCCGGGAAGAACUCAUUCUCCCCUACGUCGAUGUCAAGCUCCAUUACUUCGAUCUCGGAAUGGAGAGCCGAGACGCUACCAACGAUCAAAUUACUAUCGACUCUGCUGAAGCGAUCAAAAAGUACUCUGUCGGUGUCAAGUGUGCCACCAUCACCCCCGAUGAGGCUCGAGUCAAGGAGUUCAAGCUGAAGGAGAUGUGGCGAAGCCCCAACGGAACUAUCCGAAACAUCCUCGGAGGAACUGUCUUCCGUGAACCCAUCAUCCUCGACAAAAUCCCCAAGCCCGUUCCCGGAUGGACCAAGCCUAUCGUCAUUGGCCGACACGCCUUCGGUGACCAGUAUCGCUCUACAGACUUCUUGGCUCCCGGCCCCGGCAAGCUUACCCUCACCUACACCCCUGCCGACGGCGGAGCCCCUACCGAAAUGAACGUAUAUGAAUUCAAGGGGAAGGGCGUGGCCAUGGCCAUGUACAACACCGAGGAGAGUAUCUUUGGUUUUGCCCACGCGAGUUUCAAGAUGGCACUGAGCAAGAAGAUGCCCUUGUUCAUGUCUACUAAGAACACUAUCUUGAAGAAGUAUGAUGGCCGUUUCAAGGACAUCUUCCAGGAGGUCUACGAGUCCACAUACGCGGGCGAGUUUGAAAAGCUCGGUAUUUACUACGAGCACCGAUUGAUCGACGACAUGGUCGCUCAGGCUGUCAAGUCUUCAGGAGGUUUCGUCUGGGCGUGCAAGAACUACGACGGUGAUGUCAUGAGCGAUAUUCUCGCCCAAGGUUUCGGGUCCCUCGGUAUGAUGACUUCCGAGCUCAUCACCCCCGACGGCAAGACCAUGGAGGCUGAGGCCGCCCAUGGCACCGUCACCCGUCACUAUAGGCAAUACCAAGCUGGUCAAGAGACCUCUACCAACCCGGUUGCUUCCAUCUUUGCCUGGACUCGUGGUUUGGCUUUCCGUGCCAAGUUGGACGAAACCCCCGAGCUGGCUGUUUUUGCCAAGGCUCUGGAAGAGGCCUGUGUCGAGGUCAUCGACAAGGACAGUAUCAUGACCAAGGAUUUGGCUUUGGCGAUGAAGGGCAAGGACAUGACCAGGGACGACUGGGUGACGACCGAUGUCUACAUGGCGAAGGUGAACGAAAAGCUGAUCGCGAAGCUCAAGGCGAGCAAGGCCUAA
Cryptococcus wingfieldii CBS 7118 is the source of this 1365-nucleotide messenger RNA. RefSeq names its product isocitrate dehydrogenase [NADP], mitochondrial. Gene Ontology annotation, cellular component: mitochondrion. The coding region runs from base 1 to 1365 and encodes 454 amino acids. The record is from RefSeq and is a predicted model, not a curated record. The transcript is spliced from 8 exons. Gene Ontology annotation, molecular function: isocitrate dehydrogenase (NADP+) activity; magnesium ion binding; NAD binding. Lineage: Eukaryota; Fungi; Basidiomycota; Tremellomycetes; Tremellales; Cryptococcaceae. Gene Ontology annotation, biological process: isocitrate metabolic process.